ACCGCCACUCACACACGGCACCGAACGAAGCACGCACUCGUGCACGGUGAUAUCUACGUAGGAGUACGACCGAACAAUUAGUCAGAUGGCGAGCGGAGGCGGCAAGGCGACGGCGUCGUCGUGGGCGGCGGCGAUGAGCGUGGGCGCGGGCACGGUGGAGGCGCUCAAGGAGCGGCACUCCGGGCUGUGCCGCUGGAACCACCACGCGCUCCCGUGCGUCUUCCAGCAGCGCGCCGGCACCUCGGCCGCCGGGAACGGCACCUGCGGCAAGGGCAAGGCGGCGCCCACUGCCGGUGGGGCGGCGGCGAGGAGGAAGGCGAGGCAGGAGCAGGAAGAGGAGCUCCGGACGGUGAUGUACCUCAGCAACUGGGGACCCAACAACUAACUGUAGCGGAUUAGUCAUUACUUACAGACUACAAUCCUCUAGAUCUUCUUAGAUGGCUAGACUAAGACUGGUGCGCUAGCUGGCUGGAUGAUGUGAGCUCAGCAUGCACAUUCAAUCUCGAGCUAGUGUAAGACACCUUAUAUACUUCCAUGACCCGGAAGGUUUCAGAAACAGAGGUUGACAUCGCAAUGCUUAGCGGCAAUCUGCAAACUGUCGCUCUGAAUUUACAGCGUUGAGCAUACAGAUUAUCCUACAGUUCAUCGCUG
Messenger RNA from Triticum aestivum (bread wheat), 651 nucleotides. RefSeq lists its product as uncharacterized. The record is from RefSeq and is a predicted model, not a curated record. NCBI's taxonomy places the organism in Eukaryota, Viridiplantae, Streptophyta, Magnoliopsida, Poales, Poaceae. The coding region runs from base 86 to 385 and encodes 99 amino acids. The transcript has a single exon.